AUGAACCAGGUUUUUCGCCCAUUUUUGCGUCAUUUCGUCAUCGUUUUCUUCGAUUACAUUCUCAUAUACAGCAGCAAUGAGGAGGAGCAUGUUACUCAUUUAAAACAGGUACUGCAGUUGCUUCGGGAACACACCUUCUUUGCUAAACUCAGCAAGUGCCAAUUUUUUCAGCGGACUAUUGAGUAUUUGGGCCAUUUCAUUUCCUCCAACGGAGUACAGGCCGAUCCUUCCAAGGUCGCAGCCAUAGUCAAUUGGCCGAUUCCACGCACUCUUAAACAGUUGAGGGGUUUUCUCGGCCUUACGGGGUGUUAUCGUCGUUUUGUGGCUCACUAUGCCACUAUUGCAGCGCCACUUACUGAGUUACUAAAGCGAGACAGCUUUGUUUGGACUACACUAGCAGCCACGGCAUUCACCCAGCUCAAGAAGGCUAUGACCGACACCCCUGUUCUUAAGCUGGCAGAUUUUUCCAAAGUAUUUAUUUUGGAAACGGAUGCAUCCAAUGUCGGCAUAGGCGGGGUUAUGCAGGACGGGUAUCCCUUAGCCUAUUUCAGCAAGAAAUUGGGCCCUCGCUUUGCGGGUGCUUCAGCCUAUAUCCGUGAAAUGAGGGCCAUUGUCGAAGCAGUUUCGAAGUGGCGUCAAUACUUGUUGGGGCUACAUUUCAUCAUCCGAACAGACCAUAAAAGCCUCCGUGAGCUGCUUACACAAGUUAUACAAACGCCGGAGCAGCAACACUUCAUCCGAAAGUUGUUGGAAGAAUUGCGCCAAGAGAACAUCACUUGUCCGGAUCUUCGCCUAUUCCAUGAGCAAUUACAGCAGGGGCAAUUGGAUGCUACUCAAUACACGGGUAUGCGCAAGGAUGUGCACCAGUUUGUAUUGGCAUGUUUGUUCUGUCAAACGAUCAAAUAUUCGCCAACCGCACCUCACGGGCUGCUUCAACCACUAGAGAUUCCCGAGCGAGUGUGGGAAGACUUGGCUAUGGACUUUAUUGUGGGAUUGCCUAAUUCACGUGGCGUGACCAAUAUCUUGGUGGUUGUAGAUAGGUUCACAAAGUAUGCCCAUUUUGGAGCUCUCCCAAACCAUUAUUCCGCGACUAAAGUAGCUGAUCUUUUUUCCAACAUGGUGAUUCGCCUUCAUGCCGAGUAUCCUAAACAGUGGAGCAAAUUCUUAUCAUGGGCGGAAUACCAUUACAACACCAGCCAUCACUCCGCUAUUGGCAUGACCCCUUUCCAGGCAGUUUAUGGUCGUACUCCUCCGUCCAUACCAGCGUACACUCGGGGUGCUACUACUAUUCAGGCCGUGGAAGCUGAUUUACUGAAACAGGAUGAGAUCCUUCACCAUUUGAAGCACAACUUACAGCGGGCACAACAGAGGAUGCAACAACAGGCCAACAAGAAGCGGCGCGAUAUUGAAUUCCAGGUCGGCGAGUUGGUGCUGGUCAAACUCCAGCCUUACAGGCAAACUACUGUGGCCCACCGUCUCAAUUCCAAGUUAUGCCGUCGUUACUUUGGCCCCUUCGAAGUCCUAGCUCGUGCGGGUCCAGUCGCUUACACACUAAAGCUUCCUCAAGGGAGUCGCAUUCAUCCCACUUUACAUGUUUCUUUACUGAAACCAUACCAUGGCAGCCAGCCACUAACUUGUUACCCGCUGCCAGAAUUUAGCAUUGCCAACAAACCUGUUAUGGUUCCAUUGGCCAUUAUCGCUACUCGGAUUCACAUGAGGAAUAGCAAACCUACUCGGCAAGUACUGGUUCAGUGGUUUAUAAGCUCGCCUGAAGAUGCCACUUGGGAAGAUUUCGACACGUUUGUUCAGAUGUACAAGCUGCCCAACCUUGCGGACAAGGCUUGUUUCGGGGAGGGGAGUAGUGUUAGUGAAGCCCAAGAGGUUGGCCCAAUCAAGUUAGAGCCCAAAGGAGUGCAAGAACAGAUGAGAAGCUGGGAAAAUGGUUCAGCCCAGGAUGCUGAAGAAGCUGUGUUCACUGAAGAGACGCACAACGCAGAGGCAGGAGACCCGAGUAGCAGCAGAGCAUGGGAGAACCGAGCGUGUGCCAAAAGGGAGCGUGCGAGGCCUCGCUGGAUGAGGGAGUACGUGAUGAGGCUGGGAAGUUGA
Humulus lupulus (European hop) is the source of this 2106-nucleotide messenger RNA. RefSeq lists its product as uncharacterized. The coding region runs from base 1 to 2106 and encodes 701 amino acids. Lineage: Eukaryota; Viridiplantae; Streptophyta; Magnoliopsida; Rosales; Cannabaceae. Gene Ontology annotation, molecular function: nucleic acid binding. The record is from RefSeq and is a predicted model, not a curated record. The transcript is spliced from 4 exons.